AUGGCUGGCUCCUUCCCGUAUGACUUUGGGGGACCGCCUGGCCCAGCGCCCACCAGCUCCUUCCUGCCUGAGGGCUUCAUGGGGACCCCAGUCUUGGCCUUCGGCCCCCAGGGGGGGCUGCCUCCAGCCUGGGGCCCCUUCCCGGGGGGAGGGGGUGAGGCCUGGGUGCCCCCCGCCGGCCCCUACCCCCCCGGCCCAGCUUACGCCAGCCCCCAGCCGGAAGCUGAGGGAGGGGAGCAUGAGGCCGUGGCUUGGGGGUAUCCCAGCCCCUCACCCCCUGCCCGCCUUGCCAGCCCCAAUCCCGGUGAUGUUGGCCCUGCCAAGACCCCAGCCCCUGUGGCCCCCGAGGACCCUGCUGCCGGUGAAGCUGAUGAGGCCCAUGGGGAGAAUGAGACAAUGACGACAGAGGAGAUGGAGCAGUUCGUGCGGGAGCUGAAGCACAAGCGCAUCAUGCUGGGCUUCACCCAGGCUGACGUGGGGCUGGCGCUGGGUGUGCUCUAUGGCCGCAUGUUCAGCCAGACAACGAUCUGCCGGUUCGAGGCACAGCAGCUCAGCUUCCGCAACAUGUGCCGCCUGCGCCCGCUGCUGCACCGCUGGCUGCGCGAGGCCGAUGCACGUCCCGAGCUGCAGCAGCUGUGCGGCAUGGAGGUGACGCAGGCCCACAAGCGCAAGCGCACGCGCAUCGAGAGCGGGGCCCGCUGGCGCCUAGAGAUCUGCUUUCGCCACUGCCCCAAGCCCGGCCUGCCCCAGAUAGCCCGCAUCGCCCGCAGCCUUGGCCUCGAUAAGGAUGUCGUCCGUGUCUGGUUCUGCAACCGACGCCAGAAGGGCAAGCGCCGAGGGGCCGCGGCUGGGUCUGGCCCCCCCGCUGAGGCCUUUGAGGGCCCCACGCCACCCUUUGCUCCCCUAGGCCCUACCCCACUGGGCCUUGGUCCCGCCUCCCUGGGCCCUGGUCCUGCCUACAUACCCCCCUUCCCCCCCCAACCUGGGGAUCUCUAUGCAACCCCCACCCCCAUGCAUUCCAGCUAA
Molecule: messenger RNA, 1026 nt
Organism: Alligator sinensis (Chinese alligator)
Lineage: Eukaryota; Metazoa; Chordata; Crocodylia; Alligatoridae
Product: POU domain, class 5, transcription factor 3-like
Exons: 5
Coding region: 1-1026 (341 amino acids)
Biological process (GO): regulation of transcription by RNA polymerase II
Molecular function (GO): DNA-binding transcription factor activity, RNA polymerase II-specific; RNA polymerase II cis-regulatory region sequence-specific DNA binding
Source: RefSeq, a predicted model, not a curated record